AUGGCUGCAGAAGAAGCUGCUACUGCUGCCGGAGAGACUAGUCGUCAGAAGAGUUAUGCUGAUGUGAGGAGGCGGGAUCUGGAAUUUGCUGUGGGUGACCAAGUCCUUCUCAGGGUAUCACCCACUAAGGGAGUUGUUCGGUUCGGUGUCUCUGGGAAGCUCAGCCCAAGAUACAUUGGACCGUUCACUAUCUUGGCCCGAGUGGGCAGCCUGGCUUAUCGCUUGCUGCUGCCGGAUUCCAUGGCAGGGGUACACCCGGUUUUUCAUGUCUCUAUGUUGAGGAAGUUCUUGCGGGAACCGGACCAUCAGAUUGAGGUGGAACCAAUUGCGGUGCAGCAGGAUCUGACUCUGGAGUGCCGUCCGGUGCGUAUAUUGGAAUUCUCAGAGCGUGUGUUGAGGAAGAGAUCAAUUAAGUAUGUCAAGGUCUUAUGGUCUAAUCAGUCAGAGCGCGAGGCUACGUGGGAACUUGAGGAGUUGAUGCGGCAGAAGUACCCGGAACUUUUCGUUGCGGGUAAGUGUUGUUGAUUCGCUAAUCUUUUCUUGUGUCAUUCCGUUAGAAGCGUCAGAAUUCGAGGUCGAAUUCUUUUUAAGAGGGGUAGAAUGUGAUACCCGGUUUGCAAAGAAGAGAAG
Messenger RNA from Zea mays, 630 nucleotides. RefSeq lists its product as uncharacterized. NCBI's taxonomy places the organism in Eukaryota, Viridiplantae, Streptophyta, Magnoliopsida, Poales, Poaceae. The transcript has 2 exons. The record is from RefSeq and is a predicted model, not a curated record. Bases 1 to 525 code for a protein of 174 amino acids.